Molecule: messenger RNA, 1692 nt
Organism: Colletotrichum spaethianum
Lineage: Eukaryota; Fungi; Ascomycota; Sordariomycetes; Glomerellales; Glomerellaceae
Product: nucleolar protein 12
Exons: 4
Coding region: 1-1692 (563 amino acids)
Molecular function (GO): RNA binding
Source: RefSeq, a predicted model, not a curated record
AUGGCGAAGGGAAGCACAAAACUCGCCGCCUCGGGCAAGGCCAUUGACCCCACCCUUGAUGCCCUCUUCGCAUCCAGUGCUGGACCCGUGAAAGCCCCUGAGAAGACGAGGUACUCGGAACUGCCUGUACCGAAGUCAAACCCCAUUCCCGAAACCGCCGACUCUGACGAGGAGCUCCCGGACGCUGACGAGGGAGACGAUGAAGAGCUGUCCGAGCUUGGUAGCGACGAGGACGUUGAUCUCGACGACAUCGUCGAAGAUGAGUCUUCUCUUGAAGAAGACGAAGACGCCGAGGAGUCAGACCAAGAAGAGGAAGCCCCCGAGCCAGCCCCGAAGGCGAAGAAGGAACGGAAGCGCAAGCGGGAGGAGGACGAUAUCGAGGGCAAGUACUUAAGCAAGCUUGCGGAGGCAGAAGAGAAGGAAAAGCCGGCUGAAAAGCGCACCAAGAAGGAGGCCAAGGACGAAGAAGACGGCGGGGAGGCGACCUCGGAAACAUCGUCUGAGGGUGAGGAGUCGGACGAGGAGACACCUCUCGUCCACGAGUCCCUCGCCGCCGACGCUAAGACCAGGGCGAAGGACAGCGAAAUGGAGAAGGCGAACCGCACUGUUUUCCUCUCCAACGUGGCCUCCGACGCCAUUGACGACAAAUCGGCCAAGCGCACCCUCGAGGCUCACCUCUCCAGUGUUCUCGACAAGGACGCGACCCCGCAGCAGAGGAUCGAGUCGAUCCGCUUCCGCUCCAUCGCUUUCUCUGGCGGCGCCCUCCCCAAACGCGCGGCCUACAUCACGAAGUCACUCAUGAAGGAGACGACAAAGUCGGCCAACGCCUACGUCGUCUUCUCCACGCCCGCCGCCGCGCGCAAGGUCUGCGCCGAGCUCAACGGCACCGUCGUCCUUGACCGCCACCUACGCGUCGACAGCGUCGCCCACCCGGCGCCUACAGACCACCGCCGCUGCGUCUUCGUCGGCAACCUAGGCUUCAUUGACGAUGAGACCAUCCUCACCACCAACGACGAGGGCGAGACGGUUCAGAAGAAGCGCACAAAGGUCCCGGCCGACGUUGAGGAGGGGCUCUGGAGGACGUUUGGCAAGCACGCCGGCAAGGUCGAGAACGUACGCGUCGUGCGCGAUCCCAAGACGAGAGUAGGCAAGGGGUUCGCCUACGUUCAAUUCUACGACGGAAUCCACGUGGAAGCCGCCCUCCUCUUGGACGGCAAGAAAUACCCCCCGAUGCUCCCCCGCAUCAUGCGCGUGACCCGCGCGAAGGCCCCUCACAAGACGGCCCUCGCCAUGGAGCGAACCAACAAGGCCAGGGCCGCCCAAUCGAGCGGCCCCGGCGCUCCCGGUAACACAAAGUACCGCGCCAAGAUCACCCCCGAGCAGCAGUCCAAGGCCGGCCGCGCGGCGCGCCUAUUGGGCCGCUCCGGCGCCAACCGCGAGCGCCUCGGCAACAGAGGCGACAGGGGGAAGCCUCGCGCCACGGGCAACGGCUCCGGAGCCGUCCCCAAAGACGACAUGAAGGCGCCCGAGGACUUCAUUUUCGAGGGUCGUCGCGCCAGCGCCAAGGACGGCAGACCGAAGGAUCUCAAGUUCAACAAGCGGAGCAAGCCCAAGGGGGGCGGCGUCAAGAAGUCGAAGCCUACCGGUCGCGGCGCAAAGAGAGCGGCGGAGUGGAAGAAGAAACAGGGUUGA